Messenger RNA from Loa loa (African eye worm), 2216 nucleotides. Its product is annotated as origin recognition complex subunit 1. Gene Ontology annotation, molecular function: DNA replication origin binding; ATP hydrolysis activity; ATP binding. The coding region runs from base 105 to 2216 and encodes 703 amino acids. Gene Ontology annotation, cellular component: nuclear origin of replication recognition complex. Gene Ontology annotation, biological process: DNA replication initiation; mitotic DNA replication checkpoint signaling. NCBI's taxonomy places the organism in Eukaryota, Metazoa, Nematoda, Chromadorea, Rhabditida, Onchocercidae. The record is from RefSeq and is a predicted model, not a curated record. The transcript is spliced from 17 exons.
GCAAAGAAUAGUUCGUCUUUAGUGCCGCGAUUUCUGUCAGUUGAAUGUACUAACAUUUGGGGAAAUUUAAUCGAAGAAUUAAAUCCGCGCAGUUAAAGAAAGGAAUGGCCGCAGAUAAGGAUGUGUUACGAAAGGAAAAAUCCCAAAACACAGUUUCAAGAAAAGUGGUGACGAAGGGUGAAGGAUAUGGAAAUACUUCAAAUAGAAGGAUUUUGCCAAAACGGAAAACGAAAUCAAUGGGACGGGGAUAUUCUGAGGACCUGUUUGUCUUGACUUCACCACCGAACAAGCGUAGUCGAUCAUCGAUGGCCCUGCAGCAGGCUAAGUUGAUUCCAGCUUUUAACUACGGCGAGAACUUAAAUGUGUUUGGAUUUGAAAGUGAAUAUGAGGAUAGCAAAAGUGAUUCCGAAAAUGUGAAAUCAGAAGUAUUAUGUCAUUCACUAAUAUCACUUCCGCUUCCAUCGACGGCCACAGAAACACUAAACAUUUGUAAAAAAAGAGUUUCGGUUGCCUCGGAAGCUUGGAAAUCUAGGAGAUCAUCAAUUUGGAAGCAGAAGAUUGGUACAUCGGAUAAUAUUGGACACAGAAAUGGUUUUUCACUGCAUAAGCCAAUUAGGCUGAAAAAUACUGUAGCACAUACCGGAAUCGACUUCACCGCUGAUGGAGCUGGGAAAAUUAAAUCUGGAAGUGUUAAUGAAGGCGUGGACAGGCCUAUCAAACGGAUUGAUGGCUUGCAUUUCAAUGAUUGUAAGAAACCGUUGAUUAUACUGAAGCGAACGAAAGUUCUUGCUGGAGCCAGAUUCAUCGAUAAUGAGCAUGAUUCAUCAGGGUGCGGAUCUGAAGAUAAUGAUGAUGAUAAAGAUUUUGAGUGUCCCGAAAUAUUAGAAAGUUUCAGUGGACCGGAUUCUGAUUCCGAAACUAAUUCAAACUUUCGUUCUGUGAAUCGAAAAAUACAAAGACACCAAAAUAACUCAGUUUGUGAAAGCAGAAGGCUAAUUGCAGAAAAAAGGUCGGACGAUAAAGGUACUGCACGCGGUGUCAUUUCGAACGUUUGCCCAAUGGUUACUUUUUCAACUCAGAGAGUCGAAACUCUGGAAGCAGUUUAUCGUCGUUUACAUACUUCUGAGAUUCCGGAACGGUUGCCAUGUAGGGAGACGGAAUUCGAACGAAUAUGCGCAUUUAUAAAAGAAUGCAUUGCAGAUAAUGCGAUUUCGCAAGCAAUGUAUGUAAGUGGUGUACCAGGUACUGGCAAAACUGCAACCGUACUGCAAGCUGUACGCCAUUUGAAAGCUUCUAAAAAAUUUUCUACAUUUGAUUUUGUUGCGGUUAAUGCUAUGGAACUCUCAGAUCCAAAACAAAUAUUUGUCAAAAUUUAUCAAGAUUUAUUCAAUGUGGAGAAAAAAAUCGCACCAAAAACAGCACGGAAGAAACUGAACAAAAUCUUUCAAUAUCGUGACAGGAAACGAUUGCCAAUCAUUGUUUUAGUUGAUGAGCUGGACCUAUUAAACACUAAAAAGCAGGAAAUAAUUUACGAUAUAUUGAAUUGGUCUGCAAACGAAGAAUCGCUUGUAAAUGUCAUAGCCAUUGCGAAUACUUUCGACCUUCCGGAAAGGCUUUUUUCACAACGUGUUUCAAGCCGAUUGGGUACCAAUAGGCUCUGUUUCCAACCAUAUGAUCAUAACGAAGUCGCAUACAUCAUCCGAGAUCGUCUAUGCGAUUCAAGUGCUGUUGAAGCGGAAGCUGUUGAAUUAGCAAGCCGAAAAGUGGCAGCUAUAUCGGGUGAUUUGCGAAAGGCUCUAGAUAUCCUACGAAGCGCUACAGAGCUUGCAAUCAAUGCUAACCAGAAACAGCUUACAAUGAAAAACGUACAAGAGGCUAUUCGUCAAGCAUCUACAAGUGUUCGAAUUGAGUUGAUACGAGCUUUACCGCGUCAUUCUAUCCUACUUCUUCGUGCUGCUGUUGCUGAACAAUUGAGUUCAGGCUUGGAUGAAUUCCAGUUUCACAUUCUUUUGAAACAGUAUCGCUUGCAGUGCAAUGUUGCAAACAUUACCCCUGUGUCGACAAGUGCUGCAUAUCGAAAUGCCAUGGAAAUGUGCAGUGAACGAUUAUUGGUAGCAGCAUCUGGAACCGGUAGUAUGUCCCGACGUUUCCGUCUUGGAAUGACAACGCAUGAUAUACAGUUUGCUUUCAAACAAAUUGAUGAAUCAUUCCUUUGA